AUGGCUGCAUCCUAUUGGAAAAGUUCACAAUUUGAACAGUGGUUAUUCGAUCGUCAAGAAUUAACGUCUGCUCGUCUUCGUGAUAUUUCCUCUUGGCCAUCGACGAACAAUUCAACCCCAAUAACUGAAGAUGAUUACUUGAAAAUCUUGAUCUUCUAUUCCAACAUUAUUCAACAUAUUGGUGAACAGAAUAAAGUUCGUCAACAAGUUAUUGCCACAGCUAUUGUUUAUAUGAAACGAUUUUAUGCUCGAUAUCCUUUGAAAAAAGAAUUUUCGACUUUGAAUCAUCAGAGAGUGAUUACUGCUGCUACAAUGACUUACAAAAAAUACGUACAUCUACUUGGUACACACGGUGACUAUCCAUAUGUUAUUAAACAUGUCCUUGAAUGUGAAUUCUAUUUACUGGAAAUAAUGGAUUGCUGUUUAGUUGUUUAUCAUCCGUAUCGUUCAUUGGACAUGUAUACACGUGAAUUUCAAAUCGAUCCUUCGUUAUUUGAUUCUGCUUGGCGUAUUAUCAAUGAUUCGUUGAAAACAGAUGCACCUCUUCUUUAUCCUCCCUAUGAAACUGCUCUCGCUUGUCUUUUACUCGCUGCAACAUAUUGUGAUAAAAUAGCGAUGCUAAAACAGUAUAUGAUCGAUGCUCAAAUUGAUCUCGAACGAAUUUAUGAAGUUGUGAAAAUGUUACUGAAGCACUAUGAACUGAUGACGACUUAUGAUGCCGAUCUGCCAAAUCAUGAUGGUAGACAAAUGAAAGAACUUUUCGCUAAGGUUCCCAAACCGAAAUCAACACCAUCAGUACGUCCAUCGUCUCAACCCAAUGAACAACAAUUACAAGUGAUUCUUGAAUAG
Molecule: messenger RNA, 849 nt
Organism: Adineta ricciae
Lineage: Eukaryota; Metazoa; Rotifera; Eurotatoria; Adinetida; Adinetidae
Source: the annotation of a GenBank genome assembly